UGCUUCCUAAAAGGCAGGAGUCGGGCCUACCGGCGCCAGGGGCUGCGGGGCGGGAGGGGGCGGCCGGGAAAAAGUUACCUCGGUUCCCGAAGUGCGGGCGAGCGGCUGGUCGCCAGUGUGCGACCCGAGCUGUGGGUAAGGUAUCCCUGAAACAUGGCAGUCAAAUGGAUCGGUGGACAUUCAUCCUCUGUACUGUGCUUGAACGUAAACACAGAAGGGCUGGUGGUUUCAGGCGCGGAGAAAGGCGAGCUCACGCUCUGGGAUGGGGGAGGCACUCCAGCAGGACAGCUCCAGCUCCCGAAGGCAGACGAUGUGACCUCCGUGGUGUUCUCUCCCUGCUGUCCCACCAGGCUGUAUGCCUCCCAUGGAGAAACUAUCAGUUUGCUGGAUGUCCGAUCGCUCAAGGAGCCCGUCGAACGCUUCCACGUGAAUGAGGAGGAGAUCAACUGCCUCUCUGUGAACGAGACCGACAGUUUCUUGGCUGCGGCAGAUGACUCAGGGGCAAUAAAAGUUAUGGACUUGGAAAACAAGAAAGUCAGCCGGUCCUUAAGACACUCAAACAUCUGCUCCUCUGUUGUCUUUCGACCUCAGAGGCCUCAAAGCCUUCUUUCCUGUGGACUGGACAUGCAGGUUAUGCUGUGGAACCUGCAGAAAGCUCGCCCCUUGUGGACCACAAACCUGCAGGAGUGUGAAAUGGAGGAAGACAGUCCGGAGUCAGCUGGCCAGUUCUUUAACCCACCACUUGCACAUUCCCUGUCUGUCGCAUCGUGCGGCAACAUCUUUGGCUGCGGAGCUCAAGAUGGUAAAGUCAGAAUAUUCAGAGUCACUGGUGUCAAGUUUGAACGUGAGCUGGAGUUUCAAGGUCACUGCUUGGGAGUAUCGCAGGUCCUCUUUAUGCCAGAAGCGUACUGGUUGUUGACUGGAGGGAAUGAUGGGAAAGUCUUGCUCUGGGAUGUCAGCAGUGACAUUGGAAAGCAGCAGAGAAGUCCAGCAAAAUGUCUGCAGAGAAGGAAGGCCCAAGCACCCACUUCCACCAGAAAAGAUGGAAAGUUCAGCAAAGUGUCUUCAAAUGAACAUGCCACGGUUUUACCAAAGCUAACCAUUGAGCAUGGAGAGAAGGUGAACUGGAUCUCGUGUGCAGAGAUCAAAGGCUCUAAGAGAGUAUUAGUUGCUGAUCAGAGUAGUUCUGUAUCUGUGUAUUCAUUGCCAGAACCUUAGACACUGAGAUGUUUAAACAAAUUUGUGGGGGAAAACUACUUCUCAGAGCGUUUGAAAUGAGUCCGCUGACUGAACUGAACAGUGAAACCUGCUGUGUCCUUUGUAAGGGAAAAGGAUUUGCUGUGUACUCAUGUGAGUACUCGUGAUGUAACUGGCCUCACGCUCUGUUUUUUGGGGGCUGUUGGUAUUCACUGCAGCUGUUUCUUGCAGGGUUGGCAGUUUGCUUCUGGAACUUAAGUGAAACGGGUUUCAAUGUAUUUAGGGGUAAUAUUAGUUCAUGACUAUGCUGACAUAAUUAAGGUUGGAGGAAGAAAUCCACGCUAAUGGGGACACCCACAGUGCUAAAUGAGGAUGCAGAACAGUAACAGAGAUGUCAUGAGCUGCUUGCAUUUUGAACUAUGGCAGUGCUUUAAAGUACUCUCCCCAUGAAACUGUGUCACAGUUACCUUAAAUUGGACAUAGUGGAAAUAUAUUUUUCAUUAGUUUGUCAGCAGGUGCAUGUAACACUAGACAAGCAUCAACUAAUGAGUAAUCAAAUUAGUUUAACUGUCAUUGCCAAUUGGAUUUUUUCAUGCUGCAAUAAAUGAAGGAGCAAGGGAAAAUGUUAACAUCUGUUCAAUGGGUCAGCUGUCUUAUGCAUUUAGUUGUUUAUCCAGGGAAAAAUAACUGUUACACUUGUCUUAAUAAAUGCUUUCUCUCACUGCU
Molecule: messenger RNA, 1923 nt
Organism: Athene cunicularia (burrowing owl)
Lineage: Eukaryota; Metazoa; Chordata; Aves; Strigiformes; Strigidae
Gene: WDR53
Product: WD repeat domain 53
Exons: 3
Coding region: 154-1218 (354 amino acids)
Molecular function (GO): protein binding
Source: RefSeq, a predicted model, not a curated record